This is a messenger RNA of Zychaea mexicana, 1980 nucleotides long. Its product is annotated as carbamoyl-phosphate synthase L chain, ATP binding domain-containing protein. Gene Ontology annotation, molecular function: metal ion binding; methylcrotonoyl-CoA carboxylase activity; ATP binding. Bases 1 to 1980 code for a protein of 659 amino acids. The record is from RefSeq and is a predicted model, not a curated record. The transcript is spliced from 9 exons. NCBI's taxonomy places the organism in Eukaryota, Fungi, Mucoromycota, Mucoromycetes, Mucorales, Lichtheimiaceae. Gene Ontology annotation, cellular component: mitochondrion.
AUGGCCGAUGAAGCAUACCACAUUGGCGCCUCCGUAGCUGCUGAAUCGUACUUGAACGGCGACAAGUUGAUUGCAGUAUGCCAUCGGGCUGGCGCUGAUGCCUUGCAUCCUGGUUACGGCUUCUUAUCGGAGAAUGCCGAUUUUGCCCAAAAGGUCAAGGAGGCCGGCAUCAACUUUAUCGGUCCUACGCCAGAUUCGAUCCGUGCCAUCGGUGACAAGAUUGCUGCCAAACUGUUCAUUACCGCUAACGCACCUACUAUUCCUUUGAUCCCGGGCUAUAAUGGCCAUGAUCAAAGCGUCGAACGUCUUGAGGAAGAAGCUUCUCGCAUCGAAUUCCCUGUCUUGUUAAAGGCAUCUGCCGGUGGCGGUGGCCGUGGUAUGCGUGCUGUUUAUGAUUCCAGCAAACUUCGAGAAGAAAUUGAGGCGGCCAAAGGCGAAGCUUUGCGAUCGUUUGGUUCCGAUAACUUGCUUAUAGAAAAAUACUUUGAAAGUAUCCGUCACGUCGAGAUCCAAGUGUUCGGUGACAAGUAUGGAAAUGUGUACCAUAUCAACGAGCGUGAUUGCUCCGUGCAACGUCGCCACCAAAAAGUCAUUGAGGAAUCACCCUCGCCUGCUGUAGAUGAAAACUUGCGUAAGGCCAUGACUGGAGCUGCUGUAGAGCUCUGCCGCAAGCUUGGUUAUGAAGGUGCUGGCACCGCUGAAUUUAUCCUGGACGAAAAAACCAGAAAAUUCUACUUUUUGGAGCUGAAUACCCGCUUGCAAGUCGAGCAUCCAGUGACAGAAGCCAUUUCCGGCCUUGAUCUUGUCGAAUUGCAGAUCUUGGUAGCCCAGGGUGCCAAUCUGAAUAAGCUGGGCGUGCUAGACAAUAUCCAAUACCAAGGCCACGCGAUUGAAUGCAGACUGUGUGCCGAGGACCCAGACAAUGACUUUAGUCCGCGCACGGGCCUCAUUCGCAAGUGGAGCCCGGCCACUGACAUUCCAGGGGCACGAUAUGACACUGGCGUUGAAGAUGGAUCCGAGAUCUCGGUGUUUUAUGAUUCAAUGAUUGCCAAGGUCAUUGUGCAUGCCCCAACACGUGCCGAAGCAGUCCGUCGUAUGGCCGCAGUCCUGGCCCGAACUGUCAUUCUCGGCGUGACUACGAACCAAAAGUUCUUGAUCAGCAUCAUGAACAACCCCCGGUUCCAGUCAGGCACCUUUGACACCAACUUUAUUCCUUUGGAACGUCAACGUCUCUUUCCGCCACGCACCAUUGACCAAGUCCAAAGCAGUGCUGUUGCGACCGUGCUGUUUGAAUGGAUCGUGCAAAAGGAUCAGCGCGUAAACUUGCGCAGUAUUCCGUCCAACUGGCGUAAUGUCAAAUGGAAGGUUCCGUCCAAAAAGUACAUUGUCAAUAAUGGAGAGCAGGUAGAGGUCAGCUAUGAGUCGAUCCAAGAGCCUGGCCAACGAGAGAGCACCAAAUCGCAUGCGUUCCGCUGCAAUGUUACUCUGUAUAAACAAAAGGUCGAGCUGCCAUUGGCAGUGACGCUGUAUGAUACGCAUUUUGGACAACAGACGCCUGGACCGCAAGGCAUCCAGGGCUGCUCUGGGUUAUUGCGCUGCAGCAUCGAUGGCAUUCAGCGCUACUUUUUCAUUGCAGAGCAGGUACAGGACGUUAAUGAAAAGACAUAUUUCGUGCAUGACUUUGUGCAAGGCUACCCUGUCGAACUCGGCAAGGUGGAUCGACUCAUGAGUGCUUCUGCAACAAGUGAAGAUGACCGAGUGACACCUUAUACAUCAUCGAUGCCUUGCCGCAUUCUCAAAAUCUUGGCACCCACCGGUACUGUCGUGAAGAAGAACGAUCCGCUUUUGUCGAUUGAGUCCAUGAAGACGGAAGUGAAGAUCUUGAGCCGUCACGAAGGUGUUGUCACGAUGCGCGUCGAAGAGAACCAGCUCAUUGAUGCUCGCGUCUUGUUGUGUCAGGUUGACGAAGUAAAGAAGUAA